Molecule: messenger RNA, 2852 nt
Organism: Saccoglossus kowalevskii
Lineage: Eukaryota; Metazoa; Hemichordata; Enteropneusta; Harrimaniidae
Biological process (GO): signal transduction
Cellular component (GO): cytoplasm
Molecular function (GO): protein binding; GTPase activator activity; phosphatidylinositol-3,4,5-trisphosphate binding
Source: RefSeq, a predicted model, not a curated record
UCGGCUGGAAUUGUGUGUUUGAUCGGGUUAUUCUGUUUAACUUAUUGCGGUUUUAUUCGACAUAUAUAUUUGCAAUGGCCAGUGAAGUGGAUACGUUUCUAGAAGGCCUUGAAUUGAAAGAAUAUGCAGAUGCAUUUAAACAGAAUGGCUUCACUAAUUUACAAAGUUGCUGUACUUUGAAUGAAGACAAGCUACAAGAACUUGGUGUGAUUAAGCGAGGUCAUCAAAAGAGGAUAUUACGUAAUUUGCCUGUGGAUGCUUUGCAGAGUAUACAACAAGAUAUGUCUGAUAUGAUUGACGAGAGUGGUUCUCGUCAAUCAUAUCCUCAAGGAUCUGGUGAUACAACAUCAAUAAUCCAGAUGCCUGAAUUUGAUGAAAAAAAAUAUUUUCUAAUACCACCUGUAAAACAUGAUAUUUCGGCAAAGCCCCACCCUGUUCCUCAACCAAGAAUGCGCAAAAUAAAACCAGACCUUGAUUAUCCUGCCCCAAUGUCUAGCUGUGAGCCCAGUUUGAAAACGCUAAAACAAAAACCGGAUGUGCCUCCUAGACCUCCAAGUAUUGGUAUGAGACCUGUAGAGACACCUGUAACACAAUCUAUUUCAAAUGGACAAAUUAGUAACAAAGAGUCAGUAAUUCAGAUUCCAAGUGAAAAGACACCAGACCUACCAGCUAAGACAAAACCUAAACCUCCUGUUAGAACAACGCCCAUCAUGGAUAAUAAUUCAACUUCAAGUCCUGCAGUACUUCCAGAUACUUUGAAAUCCUGUGAAGAUACUACAAAAAUUAUUGAUAUCAUCCCAUCACAACCAAUUUCUAGACCUCCACCAAUAAACCUGAGAGUCUCUGAGCCAUCACCAGGUACUACAGCAUCCUCUCGACGAACACCUGACAACAUGACAGCCUCUGGGCCAUCACCAGGUACGACAACAACCUCUGGACCAUUAGCAGGCAACAUGACAGCCUCUGGGCCAUCACCAGGUACGAUAACAACCUCUGGACCAUUAGCAGGCAACAUGACAGCCUCUGGGCCAUCACCAGGUACGACAACAACCUCUGGACCAUUAGCAGGCAACAUGACAGACACUGGGCCAUCACCAGGUACGACAACAACCUCUGGACCAUUAGCAGGCAACAUGGCAGCCUCUGGGCCAUCACCAGGUACGACAACAACCUCUGAACCAUUAGCAGGCAACAUGACAGACACUGGGCCAUCACCAGGUACGACAACAACCUCUGGACCAUUAGCAGGCAACAUGACAGCCACUGGGCCAUCACCAGGUACUACAACAACCUCUGGACCAUUAGCAGGCAACAUGACAGCCUCUGGGCCAUCACCCGGUACCACAACAACCUCUGGACCAUUAGUAGGCAACAUGACUAAAUUUCUUGAUAUCAUCCCACCACGACCAAUAUCUGGACCUCCACCAAUAAACAUGAGAGCCUCUGGGCCAUCACAAGGCACCACAACAAUCUCUGGAAUAAUACCAGACAACAUGACAACCUCUAGACAAUCAACUGGCAACAUGACAGACUCUGGCCCACCACCAGUUAAUAUAACAGACUCUGGGCUUUCACCUGGCAACAUGCAAGCCUCUAGACCCUCACCCAUCGAGAUGACAGCUAUUGGGCAUCCAUCAAUGGCCUUUGGACCAUCACCAGGCAACAGUACAUCCUUGUCAGCAUUAAAGAAUAAAAGUGACUCUGAUGGUGAAGAUUAUGUUUCAAUGGGAAAAUCUCAUAUAGAGGACACUAAUCCAGAAUUUGAUGUUGAUGGAACUGCCUAUGACAUUUUGGUUAAUAAAACAAGAAACAGGGCACAGCCUGUAACACCAAGGAAAACAUCAGACCUAAUAAAUCUGAGAAAUUCUAUUGCUGUAGAGUUGCCCUCACCGCAAGAGCCGUACAAUACAAUUAAUUUGUUGGAUAGUAUUGAGCCUAUACACAUGGAAGAUUCAUGCAGGAGUAGUAAACCACCACCUGAUUGUCCUCCUCCCCCUCCACCAUUUGCUUGUAAAGAUCCAACACCACUGCAAACAUUUGUGAAAGAGGUAAUAGAUAUUGAUAAUUUACCACCUCCUCCCCCUCCAAGAGUUGAUUCUAUAUAUCUUGAAGAACCACGACCAGUUUCUAUUCCUCAAGCAUCCCCAGCUAGACCAGCUCCACCUCCACCAGUCCCUCCUACAAUGAUUCCACUCAGAAUUGGUAAUGAAUUUGAUGGUAGUGUCAGUGGAGAUAUUGAUGACUACGAAGUUCUCAAGCCACCACACAAGCCUCCCCAGCUUCCUUCACUGCCAGCCCUUCCAAACAGACGGCGACCAAGAGAACCACUACCAGUUCCUAUUCCCCAAGCACCCCCAGCCAGACUAGCUCCACCUCCACCAGACAAUCCUACGAUAAUCCCACUCAUUGAUGGUAGCGAAUUUGAUGGUAGUGCCAGUGGAGGUAUCGAUGACUACGAAGUACUCAAGCCACCACAUUAUUCUUCUCAACUUCCUUCACUGCCAGCUCAUCCAAACAUAAGACACAGAGAACAACAACCAGUUCCUAUUUCGCAAGCACCCCCAGUCAGAUCAGCUCCACCCCCACCAGACACUCCUAUGAAGAUCCCACUCGUUGAUGAUGAUGAUGAAUUUGAUGAUGGUGCCAGUAGAGACUGCCAGAGUGAGGAUAGUGAUACAAGCGAUGAAAUGCUAGAUUAUGACUCUAGAAUGAAUGAAAUUUCACCCAAGGCAAAAUCACUUGAAAAAAGUGGUUUCCUCUAUAAACAAGGCGGAAAACAAAACACAAAAGGUUGGCGCAAACGUUGGGUUGUAUUUAAUGGAAAAGAUCUAAGAUAUUACAUUUCUAAAGAG